AGUGUCGCAUUAUGUGUUGUUAUAUUUUCCAUAAUGUAAUUGUUUGACACUGUAUGGAUAUUUAAUGGCAGUGGUGGCCGGGGCAGGGACAAUGGCGGUAUUGGAGCUGCCGACAGGGACAGUGGCGGAAGGGGUGCCGCCGGUAGGGACAGUGAAGGUAGGGCACUACCGUUGGCAGCAAUAGUGGCGGCGACAACCAAAACAAGGGUGCUGCAAGUGGGGAAAGUGGCGGAAGAAGCGCGGUUGGCGGGGAUGGUGGAGGCAUUGGUGUUACUGUCAGCAGUGGCUGUGGCGAUGACAACAGUGGCAAUGGCGGCGGGAUGGGCGGAAGCGACCACAGUGGCAGUGCUAGAGGAAGUGGCAACAACAUCGGAAAAGUGUCAGCGAAGAAGAUCAACAAGGAAGAAACCUUUAGCCGAUUGUGGCCGUCUCAAGGAAACGAAAGAGAUUGGCUGGAAGGAAAUGAAAGUGGACAGUGGCGGAAGGGGUGCCGCCGGUAGGGACAGUGAAGGUAGGGCACUACCGUUGGCAGCAAUAGUGGCGGCGACAACCAAAACAAGGGUGCUGCAAGUGGGGAAAGUGGCGGAAGAAGCGCGGUUGGCGGGGAUGGUGGAGGCAUUGGUGUUACUGUCAGCAGUGGCUGUGGCGAUGACAACAGUGGCAAUGGCGGCGGGAUGGGCGGAAGCGACCACAGCGACAGUGGCAGUGCUAGAGGAAGUGGCAACAACAUCGGAAAAGUGUCAGCGAAGAAGAUCAACAAGGAAGAAACCUUUAGCCGAUUGUGGCCGGGGCAGGACAGUGGCGGUAUUGGAGCUGCCGACAGGGACAGUGGCGGAAGGGGUGCCGCCGAUAGGGACAGUGAAGGUAGGGCACUGCCGUUGGCGGCAAUAGUGGUGGCGACAACCAAAAUAAGGGUGCUGCAAGUGCCGGUACCGGUACAAUUUCGUGACCGGAAACGGUACCGCUAGUACCCGCCACCAUCACCGCCGGCCGGGACAUACCACCAAUUCCGGGAACCGGUACCGGUACCACCCCCUCGGUACCGGUUCCGGUGCCAAAUUUUUGGUACCGGCACCGCUGGUACCGGUUCCGGUACCCGUUUAAUUUUUUUGGCUUUGCUUUGCUUUAUCUCGUCGCUUUUUUUGAACCGUCAGGAUAUUAAAUGUACUUGUUCUUC
This is a messenger RNA of Cuscuta campestris, 1177 nucleotides long. The record is from the annotation of a GenBank genome assembly. Lineage: Eukaryota; Viridiplantae; Streptophyta; Magnoliopsida; Solanales; Convolvulaceae.